AAGGUUGGACGUCUUGGAGGAAGGAGAGCAGGCCGACCCGCACUGAGGUGUCUCAGAGGUGGCGGAACUUGAUCCGGGCCUUGAAAGGGAAGAAUUUGGAAAAGGAGAAUUUUGGGGGAUUUAAAUGAGUUACUUCUGUUCAAGCAUAGAGCGGCAAAGUGACUGAAGUGGAAGAAAAAGAAAAUUCAGGGACGGAUCAUUUGCCGUUGAGUUUGUGUUGUUGCAGCGUUUUUGGCUAAAAUUCAAGAGAAUAUUUAUCAACUUGAUAAACACAGGUACUGGAAAGCCAUUGCCAAAGGUUUAGUCUCCCCAUAGUUCUGAACCAAUGAACAGAACAUGGGAAGCAAAACUGAAGCAAAUUGAAGAGCGAGCAUCCCGUUAUGAGAGGAAACCGUUGUCCUCAGUGUACAGACCAAGAUUGUCCAAGCCAGAGGAGCCACCUUCCAUUUGGAAACUAUUUUAUCGGCAAACUGAAGCUUUUAAUUUUGUUAAAAGUUGUAAAGAGGAUGUUCAUGUAUUUGCUUUGGAAUGCAAAGUGGGUGAUGGACAACGUAUUUACCUCGUAACAACCUAUACUCAACUUUGGUUUUAUUAUAAAUCCCGAAAGAAUCUGUUACACUGCUAUGAAGUCAUUCCUGAAAAUGCUGUGUGCAAACUGUAUUUUGAUUUGGAAUUUAACAAACUUGCCAAUCCAGGAGCUGAUGGGAAAAAGAUGGUUGCCUUACUCAUUGAGCAUGUUUGUAAAGCACUUCAAGAGUUAUACAGGGUUAAUUGUUCAGCUGAAGAUGUUUUCAACUUGGAUUCUAGCACUCAUGAAAAAUUUAGCUGCCAUUUAAUAUUUCAACUCCCUGAUGUGGCAUUUAAAGAUAACAUUCAUGUUGGGAAUUUUGUGAGAAAAAUUUUGCAGCCUGCUUUUCACUUCAUUGCUAGUGAAAAUGAUGACAGGAUUCCAGAAACAACGAACCAUGGAUUUUCCCAUUUUUCUGCAACACCAACUAAACAAGGAAUUUCCUUUAGCAAAACGUCCUCAGAGAAGGAUAUAGGAGAGAGCUGGACGUUGAAUUCAAAGAAACUGGAAAGGCUGGGGUCAGCUAAGCAAAGCAGUCCUGAUCUUUCAUUUUUAAUUGUCAAGAAUAACAAGGGAGAAAAGCAUCUUUUUGUAGAUCUAGGAGUUUAUACAAGAAAUAGAAACUUUCGUCUAUAUAAAUCAUCAAAAAUAGGAAAGCAUGUGGCUUUGGAGGUCGCUGAAGAUAACAGAUUUUCUCCUACACAGUCAACGAAUAUUUCUGAAGAAUAUCAGUAUUUCCUCUCUUCUUUGGUCAGCAAUGUCAGAUUCUCAGAUACUUUACGAAUUCUUACAUGUGACACAUUUCAGAAUGAACAAAAACGAGUCGAGGAUUUUAAUGGUACCAGCACUUCAGUAGAAAGAAUUGAAGGUUUUCAGUGUUCACCCUACCCUGAAAUUGAUCAAUUUGUUCUUUCUUUGGUGAAUAAAAAUGGAAUUAAAGGAGGAAUUCGGCGUUGGAACUACUUUUUCCUAGAAGAAUUAUUGGUGUAUGAUAUUUGUAAAUAUCGCUGGUGUGAAAACAUUGGAAGAGCUCACAAGAGUAACAAUAUCAUGAUUUUGGUUGAUCUGAAAAACGAAGUUUGGUAUCAGAAAUGUCAUGACCCUGUAUGUAAAGCAGGAAACUUCAAAUCUGACUGUUUUCCAUUACCUGCUGAAGUAUGUCUCCAGUUUCUUCUCAAAGACGAAGAGGAGUUGACAACAGAUGAAACAACAAACAGUGAAACCAAGAGUCCUCGUAAACCAUCAUCUUGUACGUUGUCAAAAGCUACAUUGUCUGGUGCUGACUGGGAUAGUGGAAUUGAUGAUACUUCUUUUUUGGAAGCUACUGAAGAUGCUGAACUAGCGGAAGCUGCAGAGAACAGUCUUCUCAGCUAUAAUAGGAGAGUGGAUGAAAUUCCCGAUGAACUAAUUAUAGAAGUAUUGCAAGAGUAGCUAAUUAACUAUGGACACUUACAUAACCAGCCUGUAAUUUGCCUGAAGACAGAUUUAAUAACAUAGUAACUUAUUAUUAAAACUAUUUAUAUUAUCAACUAAAUUUUAUCACUUUGCUUUCCAGUUCUUAUUUUUUAUUGAAGUAAACCAGUUUUAUUGAAAAUUAGCUUUCGUGUAUUUAAAUUCAG
Molecule: messenger RNA, 2187 nt
Organism: Ceratotherium simum simum (southern white rhinoceros)
Lineage: Eukaryota; Metazoa; Chordata; Mammalia; Perissodactyla; Rhinocerotidae
Source: RefSeq, a predicted model, not a curated record